CGAAUUCGCCGGAAAAUUUCCGUCCGGCAAAAGAAUCAGUUCUUCUGCGACAAAGAUGCCUGCAUUCUCUGGUCCCCAGUAAGAUCUAAAACUCUGUUCUCUAUAUCAUUUCGCCGGCGCUUUUGACCACCGACACAUCCCCGCCGGCGAGUCAAGAGUCCGUUACUUUUUGGAUUUUCGGUUAUUUGUUGACAUACGACUACCGUUACUAUUGUGCGAAGAAACGUGGAAAAAGAUAGUCCGUAUAACUUUUCUCUAACGCCGUGAAGGCGCCGUUAUAUGAGAUAUCUCCGUCAACGGUAAACAGAUCGUUCAGGCGACAAGUCAAUGCUCUGAUAUCAGCAUUUAACUGUGUUCACCGUUAAAUCGAAUCAAGAUGAUGAGAAUGAGUAAAGGAGCCGCCGCGCCUCCGCCGCCGUCAGAGAACCGUAGUUCCGCAGUCGGAGCUGCCGGAAAUCGGGAAAAGGAGUGGGAGAUGAGGCCCUGUGGAAUGCUGGUUCAGAAACGGAACCCAGAUUCUGAUAUCCACCCAUCUCCACCCACAGUCCGGGUCCGGGUCAAGUAUGGGUCGGUCUACCACGAAAUCAAUAUCAGCUCUCAGGCCACUUUCGGAGAGUUGAAAAAGAUGUUGACGGGGCGGACAGGGCUGCACCACCAAGACCAGAAGUUGUUGUUUAAGGAUAAGGAGAGGGACUCGAAGGCCUUUCUUGACAUGUCUGGUGUGAAAGACAAGUCUAAGGUUGUUUUGGUUGAGGACACAAUUAGUCAGGAGAAGAGGAUUCUUGAGAUGAGAAAGAAUGCUAAGAUGGAGAAGGCUUCAAAGGCUCUAUCAGAAAUCAGCUUGGAGAUUGAUAGAUUUGCAGGACAGGUAUCUGCACUUGAAUCUGUAAUUUCGAAAGGAGGGAAGGUUGCAGAAAGAAAUGUUGUGAACUUGAUUGAGAUGUUGAUGAACCAACUGCUCAAACUGGAUGGUAUUAAUGGCGACGGAGAUGUUAAACUGCAGAGAAAAGUCCAGGUAAAAAGAGUGCAAGAAUGUGUUGAAACUCUGGACGUGUUGAAGGUGAAAAACUCAAUGCUUGAUAAAAGCAGCAAUGAACAGACUCCAAAAACACCAGGGUCAGUGGUCAUAACUACACAAUGGGAGACAUUUGAUUCUGCUCCAUUGGAUCACGGUUCAGUUCCCGGUUCAACCACCCCACCCGGUUCAACCACCCCACCCGGUUCAACCUAUCCUGAGCCAAUCUGGGACUUACUUUGAGUAUGCUUGUACUAUAAUCUGUGCAUUUGUGCCUUUCACAUUGUUGUUUGUGUAUUUAUAGAGCUCUUGUUUGGAAUGGUAUAUGUCACACACUCAAAUAAUUAAAUAGGUGCUAUAUUAGAUAUUCUUUAGAAACAAAAUAUUGUUUGUUUACAUUUGCUUGUAUUAGUAUUGUUACUGGUAUUGAAAGAAAGGUUAUGUAUACAGACACUUACAUAUCUAGAUUUCUUUUUCCUGAUUGUACCG
Molecule: messenger RNA, 1504 nt
Organism: Cuscuta europaea
Lineage: Eukaryota; Viridiplantae; Streptophyta; Magnoliopsida; Solanales; Convolvulaceae
Source: the annotation of a GenBank genome assembly